AAAAAACCGGGUUUUAAGUGAGUGUCCAAUUAUCACUACCCUUGUAUUAAUUGCCUUUAUUAAAUAAUCAUCAUCACACAAUUAAUAGAGCCGAAAACGAAGUGGAGUAGUAUUUUAGAACCCUAAAACAAGCAGGCGCAGCGGUUGAGUUCCCCAAAAAGGCGGGUGUUAGAGUUGUCCGAUGUUGGCGAAAGAAAACGAGAUGCGCAAGCAAGGUGAUUCUGAUUGCAGUUCCGAUUCUGGGAGCGGAGCACAAGCUAUGACGCUAGCACUGAAACCGAAACACCCGCCGUCGUCGUCGUCUAAGGUAUUUAGCGACGAAGACUCAAUAACGCUGUUAAAGAGUCUCGCCGUUUUCUGGGCUAGUGGUAGAAAUAAUAAGUGGGCAGACUUCCACCGGAUUGUCAAGGACAAACUUUCCAAGCCAGAUUUUACGCGCGUUCAAAUAUCUGAGAAGGUCCGAAGUUUGAACAAAAAGUAUAAGACUAACUGGCAAAGAGGUCGCGUCCCCGACAACCCUCAUGAAUUGGUUGUGUAUGAGUUGUCCAAGCCGUUGUGGGAAGAUGAGAUGAAUCAAGAAAGUGGUAAGGUGUGGGAAGAUGAGAUGAAUCAAGAAAGUGGUAAGGGGAUGAAGAAGAAUAAAAAGAGGAAACGCGAGAGAAAUCCAACAUUGGAUGAAUUUCGGUCUUCCUAUCCAAAUUUAUAUGCGUCGUUCAAUAUGUUUGGAUUUCCCAAAAUUGCCCGGAAAAGAUGUGUAUUGCUUGGGAGAGAGAAGGCACAAAAGCUUGAAAAUGAGUGGAAGCAACUCACUGAAGAAUUGCAUUGUUUAGAGGGUAAAAGGCUUGCCCUCUCAACGAAACCAACAGGCGACAAUUCAGAGGAAGGUUAAGGUACGGUGGAGAAUCUAUCCUUGCUACUUGUAUAUUUAAUUCAAUAUAUGGUUUUAGUUCAAGUUUUAUUAUAUGUGUUCAUGACAUGAAUAUUGAGAUCUCAUGCUAUUAAAACCUAGCUAGCUCAGAGGGUCACAAAAGUAAUAUCCUCUCAAUAUAUGAAAAAUAGAAGAAAAAAAGGAAACAAAAACCGAUCGAUCAUUAUAAAGCCCUCACUGAGUUAUAGGGUCUCAUGGUUAUAUAUGAGUUGAUUAUAAAGUUGGUUUGUUUAUGUGACAAUAUAUCUUAAUCGCAUGCUGAUAGUAUAAGUUAUGAUAUUCUAUCUAUUUUUGUUU
Salvia miltiorrhiza (redroot sage) is the source of this 1225-nucleotide messenger RNA. RefSeq lists its product as uncharacterized. Gene Ontology annotation, cellular component: nucleus. Lineage: Eukaryota; Viridiplantae; Streptophyta; Magnoliopsida; Lamiales; Lamiaceae. The record is from RefSeq and is a predicted model, not a curated record. The transcript is spliced from 2 exons. Bases 182 to 889 code for a protein of 235 amino acids. Gene Ontology annotation, biological process: regulation of DNA-templated transcription.